AAGGAAAUUAUGCUGAAAAACAGAAUGGACUUCUGGAAUCUGGCAAUCAAAAUUAUUUUCUUAUCACAAACUACAACUGGAAUUUUUGGCAAUUUCUCUCUUAUAUUCUACUAUCUAGGUGUUUACUACAGAGAAUGCAAACUGAAGCCCACAGAUUUGAUUCUCAUGCACCUAAUGGCAGCCAAUGCCUUGAUCAUCCUCUCUACAGGAGUUCCCCACACAAUGGCAGUUUGGGGAUUAAAGAAGUUUUUAAGUGAUUUUGGAUGCAAGCUCAUAGUGUACAUUCAAGGAAUUGUCCGGAGUGUGUCCAUUGGAACCACAUGUCUCUUGAGUGUCUUUCAGGCCAUCACCGUCAACCCCAGGAAAUCUUGCUGGAAGAAUCAUAAAGUCAAAGCUGAGGAGUACAUUGGAUGUUACAUAUUCAUUGUCUGGAUCUUGUACAUGUCGAUACAUUUCACUUUCUUUGUGUACACCUUUACCAAAGUAGAUACAAAAAAUGUGACAAGAAAGCGAGAUUUUAAAUACUGCUCCACUGUGGGGCAUGAUGAAAUUAAUGACUCCCUCUAUGCAGCGUUGGUAGUAUGUCCUGAAGUCUUCCUUUCUGGGCUCAUUGCGUGGUCCAGUGGUUCCAUGAUUGUCCUUCUGUUCAGACACAAGCAGAAAGUUCAACACAUCCACAGCAGUCAUGAUUUCAGAAGGAUUUCCCAUGAGUCCAGAGCCACAAGGAACAUCCUGGCUCUAGUGUCUAUCUUUCUGGCUUUUUAUACUCUGUCCUCCUUCUUAAGAGGCUGCAUUGCUCUUUUUCAUAAUCAUAGUUGGUGGCUAGUGAACAUCACUCCUCUUGUUUCUCUUUGUUUUCCCUCUUUUGGACCUUUUGUUCUUAUGAACCAUUACUCUGUCAUGCCCAGACUCAGUUUUGUCAGGAGAAACAAUAAACUCCCUUAA
Molecule: messenger RNA, 945 nt
Organism: Acomys russatus (golden spiny mouse)
Lineage: Eukaryota; Metazoa; Chordata; Mammalia; Rodentia; Muridae
Product: vomeronasal type-1 receptor 4-like
Exons: 1
Coding region: 10-945 (311 amino acids)
Biological process (GO): G protein-coupled receptor signaling pathway
Cellular component (GO): membrane
Molecular function (GO): pheromone receptor activity
Source: RefSeq, a predicted model, not a curated record